GAUCCAUGAAACUUCAAACAGGUUACACAUCAGCUAUAACUACUCUCCUUUUACAGGAGUGAUUCACCAUCUUCUUUAUUCAAGUGGAAGGAAGGAGCCUGAGCGUGUGUCUCGGAGCAGCUGAAACUAAGCAGACAAGAUUCUUGACAUGAGUGAAACUGAACAAACAAUGGAGCAAUCAAAUAAAUAUAUGUUCAAACAUAAAGGAACUUAUUUUGCACAAAACACUACCACAGCUGAAUAUAUAGAUUCACUGGAGGAUUUUGAAAUCAGAGACAGUGAUGUAUUUGUGGUUACUUAUCCAAAAUCAGGAACUGUGUGGAGUCAGAAUAUUUUGAGCCUGAUUUAUCAUGAAGGCCAUCGGGGUGGAACAGAAAAUAUAGGUCUAAUAGACAGAGUUCCAUGGCUGGAGUAUAACUUACGUAAUGUUGAUUAUGUCAAUCGUCCAUCACCUCGGCUCUUUGCUACUCACCUGCCUUGCAAUUUAGUUCCAAGAGAUCUCAGGAACAGGAGAGGAAAAGUUAUUUAUGUUGCCAGAAACCCUAAGGAUGUGGUGGUUUCCUAUUUUCAUUUUUCCAAGCUUGCUGUCAAACUUGAGACAAUAUCAGAUUUUAACAUUUUUCUGGAGACGUUUUUAGCUGGGAAAGUGUCUCCUGGCUCAUGGCUGGAUCACAUCAGAGGCUGGUUCACCCACAGGGAUGACUUCAACAUUCUCUUCCUUACCUUUGAGGAGAUGAAGAAGGAUCUCAGAGGCGCUGUGCUGAAAAUCUGCAAAUUCUUAGGAAAGCAGCUAACAGGAAAGGAACUGGACACAGUCGUAGAAAAGGCUUCAUUUGAUAACAUGAAAAGGGAUGCCAGAGCAAAUUAUGAAAGCAUGCCAGAAAGUGUCCUGGAACGAGGCAAAGGACAUUUCCUUCGCAAAGGGACCAUUGGAGACUGGAAGAACACAAUGACUGUGGCGCAGAGUGAAAGGUUUGACAGCGUUUUUAAGGGAAAAAUGAAAGAGCUGCCUUUCAAGUUCAUCUGGGAUAUUCAUGAAGAUCUCUAGUGUGGGCUCCAGUUGGAGACAGGUGACAGUACACCACAGGGAAUGAAAAUAUCUCUUUGUCACAGGUGUUCAUAAAAAUCCAUUGUGCUGUGCAAUUAAAGAUUUGAAACCUGCAAAAUUUUGUACUUCUCACAUGUGUUUGCACAUCAUGGUGAAAAUCCAGUUCUAAGGAAAGGUGCCCCGUUCUGUCCCAGCUGUCCAGCAAACCUCAGUAACUGAACUGC
Pelodiscus sinensis (Chinese soft-shelled turtle) is the source of this 1272-nucleotide messenger RNA. The record is from RefSeq and is a predicted model, not a curated record. Lineage: Eukaryota; Metazoa; Chordata; Testudines; Trionychidae.